AUGCACGCCAAUCUCGAAACCGUUGUUCUUGCUCCUCCCUAUGAUAUGGUAGACCUCUUCAAGUCUGUCCCUUCGCCUGAUGUCAAUGUCUACAACAGAUCCGUCUGUGAAGUAACUAAGCAACGACUGGAAGCUAUUACCAAUCAACAAUGGGAAUCUGAUCAAGAAAACGCCUUUUUUGUUGGCGAUUUAGGUGAAGUUUUCCGUCAACAUUUGCGUUGGAAAUCUUUACUUCCUAGAAUAGAACCCUUUUUUGCCGUCAAGUGUAAUCCAGAUCCAAUGAUUCUCAAGUUGUUAGCCUCCUUGGGUUGUGGUUUUGAUUGUGCUUCUAAACAAGAAAUUCAACAAGUCUUGGACGUUGGUGUUGAAUCCAAUCGUAUCGUUUACGCUAAUCCAUGCAAACAAGCUUCCUUUGUUCGUUACGCUGCCCAACAAAAUGUCAGUCGCAUGACAUUUGAUAAUGCUGAAGAACUCCACAAGAUUAAAAAGUUUUAUCCUGACGCUGAACUCAUCUUGCGUAUCUUGACCGACGACUCUCAAUCUCUCUGUCAAUUGGGUCUUAAAUUUGGGGCUCCUUUGCAUACGGUUCAACACUUGUUGGAAACAGCUCAACAGUUAGACUUGAACAUUAUUGGUGUUAGUUUCCAUGUCGGUAGUGGUUGUCUUGAUGAAAACGCUUUCUGUGAUGCUGUCAUCAGUGCAAGAAAUGUCUUUGACCAAGCAGCAGCCAUGGGUUUCAAUUUCACACUUCUUGACGUCGGAGGUGGUUUCCCUGGUGCUGACGUGAAGAAUGGCAUCACUUUUGAAAAGGUAGCUGCUGUCUUGGGUCCCGUGGUCGAUCGUUUGUUCCCUGCUGAUAUUCGCGUCAUUGCCGAACCCGGUCGUUAUUACGUUGCAUCUGCUUUUACUAUCUGCACUAAUAUUAUCGGUAGAAGAUCUGUUACUUUGCCUCCUGCUGUUGAAGAGGAGAUUGAAAAGGAAACUCCCGAGCAAUACAUGUACUAUGUCAAUGAUGGUAUGUACGGUUCUUUUAAUUGCAUCAUUUUCGAUCAUCAGAUCGUGGAACCCAAGGUGUUGAUGAAGAAUGAGGUCUUUACGUUUGGCCAAGAUGUGUGCGAACCUAAUUUCGAAAGUAGUGUCUGGGGACCUACUUGUGAUUCCAUUGAUUGUUUAAACAAGUCUACUCGUUUGCCCAAGCUCGAACCCGGAGACUGGCUCUAUUAUGAGAACAUGGGCGCUUACACUGUUUGUGCUGCCUCUCAAUUCAAUGGAUUUAAAAAGUCUGAGGUUGUUUAUACCAACACUUUUUGCUAA
Messenger RNA from Mucor mucedo, 1314 nucleotides. Its product is annotated as ornithine decarboxylase. The transcript has 2 exons. Lineage: Eukaryota; Fungi; Mucoromycota; Mucoromycetes; Mucorales; Mucoraceae. Gene Ontology annotation, molecular function: ornithine decarboxylase activity. Gene Ontology annotation, cellular component: cytoplasm. The record is from RefSeq and is a predicted model, not a curated record. Bases 1 to 1314 code for a protein of 437 amino acids.